Molecule: messenger RNA, 845 nt
Organism: Bradysia coprophila
Lineage: Eukaryota; Metazoa; Arthropoda; Insecta; Diptera; Sciaridae
Biological process (GO): RNA catabolic process
Cellular component (GO): extracellular region
Molecular function (GO): RNA binding; ribonuclease T2 activity
Source: RefSeq, a predicted model, not a curated record
CCUUGAAACAGUCCUUCCUAUUUUGAGUCGGUAACUUUUUACAUAAGAUGGCCAGACUCCCGCCACAUCUUGAAAACUGGUUUUAUUUGUUAAGUCAAUCUUGGUCGCCGGCACUAAGAUAUCACCGUAAAUGGGGACAGAAGAAUCCUAAACAGUUUUGUUAUUGGACCCUACAUGGUCUGUGGUUAAACGAAUCCGGACUGGGAAAGCUUGACUAUACGUUCGAUCCGCCACAAGCUGAUUUCCGGACGAAACUAAAUCAAGAUCCUGAAUGUUUACAAAGAUUGAAUACUGUUUGCCCCAGUUUGCUUCCAGGACAAUCAAAUGAACAGCAUCAAGAUAGAAAAGUCAUAAAGCAUGGUACUUGCGUUAUGCAUUAUGCUGCUCAAGACGGUAUCGAAGAGUUGAGCGAUGGUAAAGGAUAUUUAUGCACAGCUGCCAGAUUGGCCACAGAAUUUAAUAUGAGCCGGUACCUAAAAAAUACCGCGAUUGGAAAAGAAUACGCUGUACAAGAUUUGAUCAGCCCUAUUUACGAUGAAACUAAAAGAGUGCCUUAUAUCCACUUCUUAACUAACGGCGGAGUGAACUAUUUGUCAGAAAUCUAUUUAUUCUUUAACCGGCAUUUAAAUCUUAUAAGUAGUCCAGUCCGAAAUCACGGCUGGAAUACGAAAGUGGUGUAUUUGGGAUGCGAUAACAACACCCACGCGUUACAACUACCGGAACACACAUCGGCUGCAGCUCAAACGGAUAAAGCUCAACCGGAUGAAGCUCAGGGUUGUACUUGCGCUCAUAAUACAAAAAAAACAUUGGGUCACAAGCAAUAAAAAUCUAUGACAUUAUUCUAU